Messenger RNA from Hemibagrus wyckioides, 1689 nucleotides. RefSeq names its product WD repeat and FYVE domain containing 2 (gene wdfy2). The record is from RefSeq and is a predicted model, not a curated record. The transcript has 12 exons. Bases 142 to 1347 code for a protein of 401 amino acids. NCBI's taxonomy places the organism in Eukaryota, Metazoa, Chordata, Actinopteri, Siluriformes, Bagridae. Gene Ontology annotation, molecular function: metal ion binding; protein binding.
CCCUGGGCGGUCACGGUGCUCAGCUGACCCGCAGCAGCACACUGGCAGAUCCUCCAUAACGCUGCCCGCAGCUCUGGUGCACUCGGUGUGUUGUGUUAUGAUUCCUAAAUAGUAGAAGAGCUAAUUAAAUGGUUUUGGCUGAUGGCGGCUGAAGCCCAGCCUCGUCCCCCGCAGGCCAGGAAGCCCGUCCUGAUCAGCAAGAUCGACUCUUUUCAGGAUGUAGUGAACACGGCCGUGAUCAUCCCUAAAGAGGACGGAGUGAUCAGCGUCUCUCAGGACAGGACAGUGCGUGUUUGGCUGAAGAGAGACAGUGGACAGUACUGGCCCAGCAUCUACCACACCAUGCCUGCUCCAUGUUCGUGCAUGUCCUUUAACCCUGAGACACGAAGGCUUUCAGUCGGGAUGGACAAUGGAGUCGUUUCUGAGUUCACUGUGUCUGAAGACUACAAUAAGAUGACUCCAGCUCGCUCCUAUCAGGCUCAUCAAGGUGCAGUGACCGUGGUGUUGUUUGUGUUGGAGAUGGAGUGGGUUCUGAGCACAGGUCAGGAUAAGAGCUUCACCUGGCACUGCUCAGAGAGCGGCCAUCAGCUGGGGACUUACAGGACUGCUGCGUGGGUAACUGGACUUCAGUUUGAUGUAGAGACCAGACAUGCGUUUGUGGGGGAUCACUCAGGUCAGGUGACCAUACUGAAACUGGAACAAGACAACUGCAGUCUGGUCACCACCUUUAAAGGUCACACAGGCAAUGUAACAGCCUUGUGUUGGGACCCUGUCCAGAGGGUCUUAUUUUCUGGAAGCUCAGAUCAUUCCAUCAUUAUGUGGGACAUUGGGGGACGUAAAGGCACAGCUAUCGAACUGCAGGGACACAAUGACAAGGUACAAGGGCUGUGCUAUGCACCACACACUCGUCAGCUUAUUUCUUGCGGAGCUGAUGGUGGGAUUGUCGUGUGGAACAUGGACGUCACGCGACAAGAGACUCCUGAAUGGCUAGACAGCGAUUCUUGUCAGAAGUGCGAGCAGCCAUUCUUCUGGAAUUUUAAACAGAUGUGGGACAGCAAAAAGAUCGGCUUGCGCCAGCAUCACUGCAGGAAGUGUGGCCAGGCUGUGUGCGGCAAGUGCUCAUCCCAGCGCUCCACCAUCCCCCUGAUGGGCUUCGAGUUCGCCGUGCGGGUGUGUGACGAAUGCCACAAAUCCAUCACUGAUGAAGAGCGAGCGCCCACAGCGACAUUCCAUGACAGCAAGCACACAAUUGUGUACGUUCACUACGAGCCAACGAGGAGCUGGUUACUGACCUCUGGGACGGACAGGGUCAUCAAGCUAUGGGACAUGACACCUGUUGUAUCCUGAAGAUCACUACAGCACUCGCUGCAGAGGAUGUACACUGCAGAAACAAUGUCCAGCACUGGCAGAGAGGUUGGAGGAGAUGGGGGGUGUGUGUGUGUGUGUGUGUGUGUGUGUGUGUGUGUGUGUGUGUGAACAGGUGUAGUCAUGUUGCCGUGGGCCAGUCCUCAUUGUUCUGUGUAAAUACCCAACAUUUGUCAGUCUUGUACCAUUUGUGUAAUGUAACAUUACAUAAUGCACUUUCAGACUGUACUGUUUUUUUGACUCAUGUUUUCAAAGAAAAUGCUUGUAUUUGCGUGUCUUUACAUGUUGGAAAAAAAUCACAAAUAAAAGAACAAGUUGAUUACA